CAGCUGUUGAAAUGUCUUUCUCCUCCGCUGCGGUCACAGCAGCCAAAGCAGCGAGAGAGUGGAGUGUGUGUGGCAGUCGAAUCUGGGACUAGCAGCAACUCUGUUGUCUUCAGGCAGUUCAUUUUUUGGUUUGGUCCAGGACCAACAUAUAGGAUCAACUGGAGAAGGGAGACGAAGAAGCAGUGAACGGACUGUUUUUUUUCUCUCUCCUUCUCGCUCUCCCUCUUUUUAUUUUUCAUCAGCGUCCUGGUGGAUCUACUCUGGGAUUUCUAAACGAGGCGAGGAAGUAGACAUGCGUUUUGACUGGCGUUUCUAUUCCAGGUUCUCUCAGAUUCACUGACUGAGUACAAGGGGACACAAUAAGUGAGAAGCUGAGCUCGAUCAGAGGAGCAUAGGAAGCAGGCAUGAGUGCAGGAGGCCAUCACGCCGUGGUGACCACCCCUCCCACGCCCAGCGGCAGUGGAGGACCCGGUGGUCCUAAGGAAAGAUACUUUGACCGCAUCGACCCCAACGACCCCGAGUACCUGAGAGAGAGGAACAUGUCACCUGACCUCAGACAGGACUUCAAUAUGAUGGAACAGAAGAAGAGAGUCACACAGAUACUACAGAGUCCUGCCUUUAAGGAUGAGUUGGAGGGGCUGAUUGAGGAGCAGAAGAAGAAAGGCAACAACCCCACUGGUCUCCUGGCCCUCCGACAGAUCGCUGACUUCUUCAUGUCUUCAUCCGUGGCUGGCUUCAGCACCUCACCCCUAAGCCUUGGAAUGGUCACUCCCAUCAACGACAUGUAUGGAGUGGAGUCUACCACUCUGGUGAAGGGGGAGAAGCAGACACGCUGCAAGCUGGCCAGCCUCUACAGACUGGUGGACCUGUUCAGCUGGGCACACUUUGUCACAUCACACUCCUACAUCACAGUCCGAGUCAGCAAAGAGCAGGACCACAUCCUCAUCAUCCCCAGAGGACUGUCAUUCGCUGAGGCGUCCGCAUCCAACCUGGUAAAGCUGAACAUCAUCGGGGAUGUGAUUGACCAGGGCUCCACCAACCUCAGGGUUGACCCGUCAGGCUUCAGCCCCCACGCUGCCAUCUACUCCAUCAGGCCAGACGCUCGCUGCUGCGUCCACGUGCACACUCCUGCCACCGCCGCCGUGUCGUCUAUGAAGUGUGGCAUCCUGCCCAUCUCUCAGGAGGCCUUGAUCCUGGGUGACAUCGCAUACUACAACUACCAGGGUAGCCUUGACGACCAGGAGGAACGCCUGGCGCUGCAGAAGGCCCUCGGACCCUCAGCCAAGGUGCUGGUGCUGAGGAACCAUGGAGUGGUGGCUCUGGGGGAAACCAUCGAAGAGGCCUUUCAUUACAUCUACAACGCUCAGUAUGCCUGUGAAAUCCAGGUGAAUGCGGUCUCGUGUGCUGGCGGCGUAGACAACCUGAUUGUGUUAGAUGCUGAGAAGUAUAAGUCUCGGACCCAUGCGGUGGCCGAUGCAGGGUCUGUCAACAUGGGAAGCCCACACAAGUGGAAGGUGGGAGAGCUGGAGUUUGAAUCUCUCAUGAGGAUGCUGGAUAACCUGGGCUACCGGACUGGCUACGCUUACCGCCACCCCAUCGUUCGGGAGAAGCCUCGGCACAAGUCCGACGUGGAGAUCCCGGCCACGGUGACGGCGUUCAUGUUCGAGGAGGAGGAGGGCGCCGCGCGGCUGCCGUUUAAGUUCCUCCAGCAGAGACAGGCCAGGGAGAAGACACGCUGGCUCAACAGCCCCAACAGUUAUAUGAAGGUUAACGUGGCGGCCGUGGACGAACGCACCAGGACCAUGGUCAGUACUCAUCUAUAGGGAGGGUUAACACUC
Messenger RNA from Oncorhynchus nerka (sockeye salmon), 1838 nucleotides. RefSeq names its product gamma-adducin-like. The record is from RefSeq and is a predicted model, not a curated record. The coding region runs from base 405 to 1823 and encodes 472 amino acids. Gene Ontology annotation, cellular component: postsynaptic density; plasma membrane; cytoskeleton. NCBI's taxonomy places the organism in Eukaryota, Metazoa, Chordata, Actinopteri, Salmoniformes, Salmonidae. Gene Ontology annotation, molecular function: actin filament binding. Gene Ontology annotation, biological process: barbed-end actin filament capping. The transcript has 11 exons.